Messenger RNA from Jaculus jaculus (lesser Egyptian jerboa), 4684 nucleotides. RefSeq names its product solute carrier family 41 member 1 (gene Slc41a1). Gene Ontology annotation, biological process: monoatomic cation transport. NCBI's taxonomy places the organism in Eukaryota, Metazoa, Chordata, Mammalia, Rodentia, Dipodidae. The transcript is spliced from 11 exons. The record is from RefSeq and is a predicted model, not a curated record. Gene Ontology annotation, cellular component: plasma membrane. Gene Ontology annotation, molecular function: monoatomic cation transmembrane transporter activity. Bases 969 to 2513 code for a protein of 514 amino acids.
CGGGCAAGCAGCGAUUGGGGGCGGGCGAGCUUGGCGCCCCAGUCCCCGUCCGGGUCCCGUUCCCCCCCCUCCCCCGACGCUCCCCGCCGGCCCGAGGCGGUAUAUCCUGCUCUCUCCCCGGCCACCUCCCCUUCUUCGUGGAAGCGGAGCGGCGGCCACGCUGGGACGCGGGAGCGAGAUGUAGCGAGCCGGGGUUCGCGGUUGGACGCUCUCCUUGGCUGGGAGGGGGUGGAGCGGGGCGCGCGCGGGGCGGCGAGGAGGACUGCGGAGGAGGAGUGAUGAGAAGAGGGGGUACCCUGCAUCCCCCGACACCGCGGGCCCCUGUUGCCACUCGCCAGGCGCCCCCUUCCUCCCAAGCGAGGGCCAGGUAUUCCACACAGACUCUUGUGACUUUAAGGACCAGGCAACUGGGAAGGUACAGGAUCUUCCCAGGAAAGGAGGAAAACUCUGGAAGAGAGGGGAGAGACAGCAGACACUUCCCUCGGGCCAGGCGAGCCUGAGGUGCUGUAAAAGCAGAAAGAAGCCCCAACCCCGGUUGAGACUGUGUCCUGACUGACCUGAACUCAUUCAGCUUUUCACGAGAGAGGGGCUUCCGCAGAGGACGCCGCAGAUCCAGAUUGGGCCCUUCCCUCCUGCGUGUCCCUGCUCCGAGGAGCCUGCCACUGCGAACCAAAGAUUCCCCUGGCACAGCGAAGGCGGCUGGAGGCAGGCACCUGCACCCCUAGCGGCGCUGCUGUGUCUGGUGAGGAGUUUCUUGUUUCCUUCCAGCUCUUGGCUGCAGUACUUGAUGGGGCUGCCUGUUGGUGGAUCAGUUUUUGCAGUGCCUGGUAGGAGUGAAGAGCCGUGGGGAGAGGUCCCGCGGCGCCCAAGCCUGGGUUCACCCCAAGACUAAGUUCUUUCCCAAGUUAAAGGGAUAGAAAGAAAGAAGAAUAAAAGGAAGUUCUCCCCUCUUUGCCUCCCUGCCUGUCAUGUCCUCUAAGUCAGAGCCAAAGGACGUCCACCAGCUGAACGGUACUGGCCCUGCUCCCUCUCCCUGUUCUUCAGAUGGCCCUGGGCGAGAGCCCUUGGCUGAGACCUCGGAGUUCCUGGGACCUGAUGGGGCUGGGGUGGAGGUGGUGGUGAUUGAGUCUCGGGCCAAUGCCAAAGGGGUUCGGGAAGAAGAUGCCCUACUGGAGAAUGGGAGCCAGAGCAACGAAAGUGAUGAUGUCAGCACAGACCACAGCCCAGCACCACCGUCCCCACUCAAGGAGACCUCCUUUUCCAUCGGGCUGCAAGUGCUGUUCCCCUUCCUCCUGGCAGGCUUCGGGACUGUGGCAGCUGGCAUGGUGCUGGACAUCGUGCAGCACUGGGAGGUCUUCCAGAAGGUGACGGAAGUCUUCAUCCUGGUGCCUGCGCUUCUGGGGCUCAAAGGGAACCUGGAGAUGACCCUGGCGUCAAGACUGUCAACAGCAGCCAACAUUGGACAAAUGGAUACACCCAAGGAGCUCUGGCGAAUGAUCACAGGAAACAUGGCACUCAUCCAGGUGCAGGCUACGGUGGUGGGCUUUCUGGCGUCCAUUGCAGCUGUCAUCUUUGGCUGGAUCCCUGAUGGUCACUUUAGUAUCCCACACGCCUUCCUGCUGUGCGCUAGCAGUGUGGCCACUGCUUUCAUUGCCUCCCUGGUGCUGGGUAUGAUCAUGAUUGGAGUCAUCAUUGGCUCUCGAAAAAUUGGGAUCAACCCAGACAACGUGGCUACACCCAUUGCUGCUAGCCUGGGCGACCUCAUCACCUUGGCACUGCUCUCAGGCAUCAGCUGGGGACUCUACCUUGAAUUGAAACACUGGCGAUACAUCUACCCCCUGGUGUGUGCCUUCUUUGUGGCCCUGCUUCCUGUCUGGGUGGUGCUGGCCCGACGGAGCCCAGCCACAAGAGAGGUGUUAUACUCAGGCUGGGAGCCUGUCAUCAUUGCCAUGGCCAUCAGCAGUGUGGGAGGCCUCAUCUUGGACAAGACUGUCUCAGACCCCAACUUUGCAGGGAUGGCUGUCUUCACACCUGUGAUUAAUGGUGUUGGGGGCAAUCUUGUGGCUGUGCAGGCCAGCCGCAUCUCCACCUUCCUCCACAUGAACGGUAUGCCCGGGGAGAACGCUGAGCCAGCUCCUCGCCGCUGCCCCAGUCCGUGCACCACCUUCUUCAGCCCUGAUGUGAAUUCCCGCUCAGCUCGGGUCCUUUUCCUCCUUGUGGUCCCAGGACACCUGGUGUUCCUCUAUACCAUCAGCUGUAUGCAAGGCGGGCACACCACCCUCACACUCAUCUUCAUCAUCUUCUACAUGACAGCUGCACUGCUGCAGGUGCUGAUUCUCCUGUACAUUGCAGACUGGAUGGUGCACUGGAUGUGGGGCCGUGGCCUGGACCCAGACAACUUCUCCAUCCCGUACUUGACUGCUCUGGGGGAUCUGCUUGGCACUGGGCUCCUGGCACUCAGCUUCCAUGUUCUCUGGCUCAUUGGGGACAGAGACACAGAUGUUGGGGACUAGCAUAACCCCUCAGAUUUCUCCCCAUCCCACUGCACUUUCUGUUUGGAGUUUUUUCUCUCGUUCCCCUACAGCCCUCUACACCCUCCCCCCACCACCAUCACAUACACUCCCUCCUCUUCCUGGGACUUCACUCCAGAUUCUCAUUAUUUUCAAUGGGAAUCCUUAUACAUUGAACCAAGUGUGGGUAGCAAAACUUCAGGAAGGAUAUAGACGGACUGAAAUCAGCAGUACAAGUGUACUUUUGAGACAAUCACCAAGUGCAAUUCCAUGGUGGGUGCCUCCCGGUGAGGCAGACUGAGGCAUGCACGUUCUGUUGGCUACCUGGGGACCCUUUGGAUUAGCUUUAUUAACUUCAGCCUUGGCCCUAAUGAGAAACCCUGUCGGAAGUGAGCUCUGGUUCUUUUGGUUUUGAUUCAUUUGCUUGGCUUGCACAGAAGGGUGAAGAGCAGUUAGCGCUCCCACAGCGGACGCCCGCUUACAGGAGUGGACCAGCUUCCCAGCGCGGGCCAGGACAGUUGCUCGAGGCCCCUGCAUUUGCAGCCCUGUUCUCUGUCCUCUGCACCUAGGCCCGUCUGCACUGAGUCAGGUGAACCAUUUGGUCUGUGCACAUGCGCCUUGCUAGACUGCCAAUUGAUUGUUUUCCAUUGCAUUAGCAGUGCCCUGGGCUCCCGCGGACCCGUGUCACUCAUGAGGUUCUCAAGACCACAUCUUCCCUGGGCCCAGAGGACCAAGUCUGUCUCUGUUCAACCCUCCUCUCUAAUUGCCUCUAAGCACUACCUUCCCCAGGGCUUGCCACAUUAGCUUUCGAAGACAGGAACAGGACAGGGGUAUGUGGAGAAUGACAUGGAAACUGAGGCAACUAGGUCUUGCUGCUGUUUUCUCCUGAGACCUUAACCACAUUGUCUACCUUGAUCUCAGUCAGCUUCUAAAGUACUCAUUCUAUCACGCCACAGAGGUCAGUUGGCCUCUGUUGCCUCCUGCCCACAGAUACUCACCAUCCACUCAUUCAUUCAGCAAAGCACAGCCUCCCCAAGAUGCGGGUAUCUGCAGCAUGGUGUGAGGCACUCUUCAUUAAGCAGCAUUCACUGUGUGCCUACUGUGGUAGGUACCGCGUCGGGCACUGACUAGCCAGUGGUAUGAGAAUCACAGCUCGAACCUCGCGUCAUUCUGUCGCUUACAGAGACUCCAUGUCCCUUUCCGUCAAGCAGUGGAAGUUCCCUCAUUGUGCCUACUUCUUCAAGCCAGGUUCUGCCUUGUUUUCCCUCCAGAUCCCAAUUCUACAACAGUGACCACAAUUCAGGCUACCAGCUCCACUGCUCAACCAGUAUUUGUGUCCAUAAAGUACCCUUCCUCGCCUCCUCUUACUUCCAGAAGAGGGUUUUGAACUAGAAGGUUAGACAUCAACUGGCUGCUUCAUCAUCUGUCUGCUCAUACAAAAUUGAGAGAAAACUGGAGCUUUUUGCACUCUGGCAAAUGUGAGAAUUGGGGUGCAAGCUUUUUCCAGUCUGAGGAACCUCCCCUGUGUUGUCUGAAGGGCUCACAUCCAAUGCAAGGCUUAGGCAAUGACCCUGUUUCUAUCAGUGUCAUACUUAGACCUUCAGACACUGUCUUCUCUCAUUCAUUUCCUCCCAAGCCAACUUUUGGAAUCCUAGAGCCUUAGAAUCAGAAGGAAUCAGAGGUUAUCUAGUUGGAGUUGAGUCCAGCCAAGCUCAUUAACACUUUACUCAGCCCAUUGGCCUCCUUUCAUCUGUUCCUCCACACACAAACCCUGAGGCAGUGAUCUCCAGCCACUUCUGCCUCAGCCACUCACCCCAUCCUGAUUUCUGCAUUUGGGUCAGGCUGUCCCAGACUGAAGUGUCCCUCUUCAUUUGCCAAGAAAGCAGAAAGGUAGACAUACCCCAGGCUCAGAGUGUGUAAGGAAUGGAUGAUUGGACUAAGAGGGACGAAGAUGAAGUUGACUUCAGUAGAAGAUUCAUUUCUUGCCCCCCGAUUGUACCAAUUGCAUGUACUUUUGGCCUGGCUGCAAGGAGAAAAUUUGGUUUACUCUUGUAUCCCUCAGAAGUUACAGAAUUGUAUCAAGAGAAUUAUUUAUAGAUACUAUAAUUGAAUUGACAAAUGUCAACAUAACUGAUAAAUUAUAUUUGGUAAAAUAAAGAGGAAGUUUAUUUCGA